Peniophora sp. CBMAI 1063 is the source of this 1311-nucleotide messenger RNA. The record is from the annotation of a GenBank genome assembly. Lineage: Eukaryota; Fungi; Basidiomycota; Agaricomycetes; Russulales; Peniophoraceae.
AUGUGGAGCUGCCUAUGUUCUCGAAAGAUCGUUACUGUGACCGGCAUCGGCGCCCUGACUAUAGCCUGUGUUGGAGGAGUAUAUGUACUUCUCAGCAGCUAUGGCGCGUUCGCUCUGAGGGAGUUCUAUGGUCCCGCAUACUACGACUUACACCUUGGGGAUGAUGCUGGUGCAUGGCAAUGGCAAGUUUGGCUUGCCCUUCCGCUCAUCCCCUUAUCUCUUGUCUCGGCCAGGAUACCUGGUCUACCUCUACCGUCCCUUCCGACGGCCCUCCUACUUCCCUGGCCUUCCCUGUUCCCAACCCCGGCGUUGACUGCCGCGGGAACAUCAUACGCCUUGACUCCCGCUGCGCGAUCAUCACCCAUAUCCUCGACUCUACUCCGCCGCACUUCACUCUGGCCAUUACACCCCGCACCUCUAUGGCCGCCAAGUCCAACGCUGUUGUGUACGGUCAUGCCCAUCAUUGGCGGACUGUAUGGGAGAUUAGUGAAGAGAUUGGAGAAGGUCGCGAUCGACAUUGAGGGAGGGCAAAGCGGUGUAGGUGUAGGGAUGCCGGAGCCCGUGAGAAGAUUUGUAUGGGCCCUCGGAGGCGGUGACGCCGCUGCCGAAGUUCGGAUCGACAUCGCGCGUGCUGAAGCGCCGGCGGCAGGUCAAGCAGGAGGAGACGCGGCGGCAGCUGAACAGGCUCAAGCUGGCGCGGUCCCGGGUGAGGGAGCUGGUGAAGCGCAACCUCAGCCCCAACCUGGUCUGGGUGAGGAAGAGGGAGAAGCAGCAGCCCGUAUCGUGCGCGUAACAGGCGCCUCGCUUGGUCGAGUGCUCGGUGGCGCAUUGGCUCUACCAACUAUCGCACGCCUUGCCGGAGCGCUUCUCCUACGCUUGUCACACUACAGCCCUAUCUUGUCUCGGAUUCUCGCAGCGAGACCCGACGCUUCUACCGUGGCGACGGUCUAUGAAUGGGACUUCGGGACGACGAAUAGCGGCGGUGUAAUCGGCGCUAUCCAGCGCGCAGCCAGGAAAGAGGGUUUAAAGUUUGGCGCUGGCGGUGCAUUGAUGGUCUUUGGGCGUAUGCUCGCGUUCGGACAUCGUGCUUGGAUGGAUGGCGACCCGGUGUGGUGGCGCAACGCGUUGGGCCUGGGUUUGUUCGUCGUCGCCAAAGAUGCUUUGCGUCUUCUUCACCUCCGUCUUGCGGCGCUUGAGCUAGCCAGUCGUCGGCUGAAGGACCGCGACUUUGCGGGUAUCGACCCGGCGGAGCUGGACCUUGUUCGACCGUGGCCCGUACAGGGCCGUGGAAUCGGAGUUGCGAGAGCUUGA